Molecule: messenger RNA, 863 nt
Organism: Corticium candelabrum
Lineage: Eukaryota; Metazoa; Porifera; Homoscleromorpha; Homosclerophorida; Plakinidae
Product: PHD finger protein 23A-like
Exons: 5
Coding region: 58-675 (205 amino acids)
Cellular component (GO): nucleus
Source: RefSeq, a predicted model, not a curated record
ACGCAUGCGCGUUCUUAUGCAAGCCAUCGCACUGAAGACGUUCGUUCCCUCUAAAAGAUGAACGGAACAGAUACGCAGUGUAACUACGAGCUAGACGACUACAUGCUUGAUGUGUACGGGUUGAAGCCGGAGGCGAAGCGCAAGCGCAUUAUUGAAGACUUUGGGACGUUUUGCGGUCUUGUUUUAGCCUGGGAAGCAAGGCAGCAGCAACUAAACAAUUGUCAUAAGACUUCAACAACCAAGGACAGGUCGACUUCCACAGCCAAACAGCAAAGAAGGCUCUCAAGUAACGGUGUGGUUGGCCCUCGGCCUCGAACACCACAAUCAACUACUGACAGUGAAUCGACAGUGGGGAGUAGUCGUGAUGAUAGACACAGCAGCUCACGUAGUCCUGACUCUGUUGUGGAUGAGAACAUUGAUUACAGUUCAGAUGACGAAUCAUGGAAUCUUGUCACCUGUUUUUGUGAGAAGCCAUUUGCUGGUCGUCCAAUGAUAGAAUGCAACCAAUGCAGUACAUGGAUUCAUCUUGCAUGCGAAAGAAUUCGAGAAGACCAUGUUCCGAGCGUGUUUGUCUGUGCAAAGUGUCGUGGUUCGCCUAUCCCCGUGAGGCGGCGUGGACGGAAACAGCGACGAGCAAGAGACACACAGGAAACGGAACAGACUGCGAGUACAUAGCAUGUCAGUUGUAGAUUUGCACUAUAUUGUUGUUACAUAUUGUAGAGUGUAUGAUCGUUGUGUCGUUGAACACACACAAUGUUGUUGCUGACCUGCAGCUGUAGCAGUGGUUGUCUAGCAGCAAACUCGAGUAGUUGACGUAUUUGUAUAAUAAACUGUACACAAUCAAAUGAGUAAAUUUGUGCACA